Molecule: messenger RNA, 972 nt
Organism: Halteromyces radiatus
Lineage: Eukaryota; Fungi; Mucoromycota; Mucoromycetes; Mucorales; Cunninghamellaceae
Exons: 3
Coding region: 164-913 (249 amino acids)
Biological process (GO): regulation of DNA-templated transcription
Molecular function (GO): sequence-specific DNA binding
Source: RefSeq, a predicted model, not a curated record
CGCGGUCAAUUUUUUUUCUUUUACUCCUUUUUUUUCCUUCUAUCUUCUUCAUUUCUUCAUUAUAGGAUUUCUUUGAUUACCUUGAAGACAUAUUUUCUAUAGUCUGUUAUUUUUUUAUUACUUCUUUCCUUUGAAAGUACAGAAUAGAAAUUGUCUAUAUAUCAUGUUAGAUACCCCCAACUCAUGUUUACUUGACGUGACCAACAACACCACCAUUACAACUUUAGUAUCGAUUAGUAAAAAUGGAACAUCACAAGACGAGUUUGACCAAGCACCUCCUCUCUCUUCACCAUCCUCAGUCUCAACUAUUUCUUCACCAUCGUCCUUGACUGAAGUUUCUAUGACUAAUGCCGCGACAACACUUGUUAAAAGACCAUUUUCAACACCUACUGAUAAGAAUGAAUGUUAUCUCGAUAGUGUUACACCAUCAACAACAACCGACAUUGGUCAAUAUUACUGGUGUAGAUAUUGUAAUAUUACAGAAUCAAGUCUUUGGCAACAUGGACCUUUUGGAGAGAACACAUGUUGCAACACCUGUUAUGAACGAAAAAACAGCGAGGAUCAACGCAACUGUACCUUGGAUUGGGGUAUCAACUAUUACCCAAAUCGACCUUUGGAUCAGUCAAAAGCUGAAUCAACCCCAUUUUUAUCAUCUACAACUGUUUUGAAUAACGUUACAUCCAAACGAAGGCGUAUCAUUGAAAGUCCACCUGACGAAUCUUCCACAAUUGCACCUACCACCACUUUAUCUUCACAACAGUCAACAUUGACCUCUUCUGAUACUGUCCAUUAUCCUAUUGAUACCUCAAUUUCCACUACAAAGGGAAAAAAGUCUACAAUGCGAUCCUGUGAUCUAUGUCAAUCCAGUCAAACACCAAUGUGGAGAAAGGGUCCUGAUGGAUUAAAUACGUAAGUUUUUAGAAUGUGUAUUAUGAUUCAAAAGCUCUAGGAAAAUGUAUACUCUUAUCAUCA